Molecule: messenger RNA, 627 nt
Organism: Kalmanozyma brasiliensis GHG001
Lineage: Eukaryota; Fungi; Basidiomycota; Ustilaginomycetes; Ustilaginales
Product: Ankyrin repeat-containing domain protein
Exons: 2
Coding region: 1-627 (208 amino acids)
Molecular function (GO): protein binding
Source: RefSeq, a predicted model, not a curated record
AUGCUGCGCAACGCCGUCAGCCGCACCACUCUCAAGGCCGUCGGCCAGGGUGGUCUCGGUGGCUCCUCCAGCCACGCGGAAGGAAUGCAUCCCAACCUCGGCCUGCACAACGCCGCCGCUACGGGCAACAUCGGCCUCGUCAAGUUCGCUCUCGAGAAUGGUCAAUCCGCCAACAGCAAUCUCAACGGCAUUCUGCCAUUGCAUGCUGCUUGUUCCGGUGGCAGCGAACAGAGCGUGCGCAUGCUCAUCUUCCACGGCGCCGACGUCAACGCCCCUCGACUCAAGGCGAAGGGUUCAAAUGGUGGUCCCGGAGCAGAAGGCUCCACUCCGCUCCACUUCGCUGCCGCCAAUGGUCAUCUCGAGAUUGUACGCAUGCUCCUCGAAGCAGGGGCGCGGCCAGCUGCCGCUGACAAAGACGGCGUGACCUCGGAAGCGCUCGCGACAAGCGCCGGAAACACCGAGUGUGCCAAUCUCAUUCGCUCUUGGAUCUCUGCCUACGGCUCCAAUGGUCUCGCGGGCAUGGUCGAAUCACGCGAGACCGUGAGCGGCGACGUUACCCUUGGCCCCGCAGGAUACAUUCGCUAUGCUGCCUCAGAUCGUCCGCUACGCACUCCUCCUCCCUGCUAA